Parnassius apollo (apollo) is the source of this 885-nucleotide messenger RNA. Lineage: Eukaryota; Metazoa; Arthropoda; Insecta; Lepidoptera; Papilionidae. The record is from the annotation of a GenBank genome assembly.
AUGUUUUCCAAAAUUUUAGCUCUGAGCGCCGUCUUGGCAGUGUCAGGGGCAGGCCUCUUGCCGCAGCCCCACUAUUCAUCUGCUGCAGCUGUCUCCUCACAGAGCAUCGUGCGUCACGACCAGCCUCAAGCUAUUCACUCUGCACCCGUCGCCAUACAUGCCACCCCUCUUGCCUACCACGCUGCUCCAGUCGCCACUUACGCGGCUCCCGCCCGUUAUUCCGCCGGCCAUGCUGUGUCCUCUCAAAGUAUCUUACGUCAUGAUCAGCCCCAUGCCACAUUCGGAAUUGCUCCCGUGUCUUAUGCAGUGGCACCAGCGCACUACGCCGCGCCUAUCAUCAGCCAUGCUGCUCCCGUGACCAAGCUUGUUGCCACCGCACAACACGAGGAAUACGCUCAUCCUAAAUACGACUUCGCAUACUCCGUGGCCGAUGGACACACUGGCGACAACAAGUCCCAACACGAGAGCCGCGAUGGUGAUGCUGUGCACGGCGAGUACUCGCUGCUUGAAGCUGAUGGCACAGUACGCAGCGUGCAGUAUACCGCUGAUGACCACAACGGCUUCAACGCUGUAAUGUUGGCUCUAACUCUUACAUUCAUGAUGGUCGCGUAUAUUAAUGGCUACGACCAUGCAUUUUCGUCUAAUCACAUAUCGCACCACGAUGGACAUCAUCACAUAGUACACCAUGAACACGGCCACGAACAUGAUUAUCAUUCUCACCCAAAAUAUGAGUUUGAAUACAAGGUAGAGGACCAUCAUACGGGCGACAUUAAGUCGCAGCACGAGCACCGCGACGGUGAUGUCGUGACGGGUGGCUAUGCGCUGCACCAGCCCGAUGGUUCCGUCAGACACGUCGAAUAUCAUGCUGCCGAUCACAGCGGGUAA